UGUAGCCUACAUACCAACAGCCGAAUCUCAGCCACAAAACACUCACAGUGUCCCUUUAGACAGGGAAACAAAAUGUAGCAGGGAGAAAGUUCUGAGAUCAGGACUGAAACAGCGAGAGCACAAAAAGGAAGCAGCAUCAGUUCCACAUGUGACUCAACCCACAGUUGCUUGUAUCAGAUCACCCACCCCAGCCCAACCAACACACGCUGACAUAUAACCUACAGUACUUACCUCACAUCUCACUCUACACACCAGCAUGGAUGAACUUGACAUGCUUUUAGAGGAGCUGGCUAAGAACUCCUCAGAGACAGCAACUGUUCCUGCAGCAAUUCCGCCUAAAACUCUCUCAGUAAGAACCUCAGUUAAAGGGGACAACACAACUCUGCAUGGACAGACUGAGUCCUCGGGUCUUGUUUCUGGGCCAGAUAAGGCAUUUCAGGCCUACAGUGAGCUUCCGGCCCCUGUGGAGGCAGGAUUGAUGAGUCCCAACACAGCCACACGAGAGUUAGACUCCAUCAUGUAUGAGCUAUUAGGUCUUGAUCUCGAGAUUCCAGAACAAAUACCCCCAUUAAGCCCACCUCCAGUUACUCCAAAGUCAAUAAAGGACAAAAGAACAGAAGAAACUAAAGACAGUGAUAGUGGAAAGCAAGCAGAGGAAAAUGACAGUACUAUGAACACACAGCACCUUCCUCUAACGAAAAAACAAUCCAAGGGUGUGGAUGCUAUAGAUGACCUGCUGGGCUCUCUUAGCUCAGACAUGGAGAAAAUGGGUGUCCGAACAGCUGCCAAGGGCCACUGUGCUUCUUGUGGCAAGUGCAUAGCUGGGAAGAUGAUCACAGCUCUGGGUCAGGUUUGGCACCCAGAACAUUUUGUGUGUACGCUGUGCAGGGAGGAACUAGGUACGUGUGGUUUCUUUGAGAGAGAUGGCAAGCCGUACUGCGAGAAAGACUACCAGGACCUCUUCUCCCCUCGCUGUGCUUACUGCAAAGGUCCCAUUACUCAGAACAUUCUUACAGCAAUGGACCAAACAUGGCACCCAGAACAUUUCUUCUGCUCCCACUGUGGAGAUCUAUUUGGAACUGACGGGUUUCUGGAGAGAGAUGGUAAACCAUAUUGCUCCAGUGAUUUCUACCGCCUCUUUGCACCCAAAUGCUCUGGCUGUGGAGAGGCAGUGAAGGAGAACUAUCUGUCUGCAGCAAAUGGAACCUGGCACCCUGACUGCUUUGUCUGUGCGGACUGUCUAAAGCCUUUUACUGAUGGUUGUUUCCUGGAGAUGAAUGGUCGGCCCCUCUGUUCCCUUCACUAUCACUCUAGACAGGGCACUCUCUGUGGGACCUGUGGAGAGCCCAUAUCAGGUCGCUGCAUCGCUGCCCUCGACCGCAAGUUUCACCCUGAGCACUUUGUGUGUGCGUUCUGUCUUCGCCAGCUGAGUCAGGGUGUGUUUAAGGAGCAAGCAGGGAAGCCAUACUGUUCAGUAUGUCACACAAAACUCUUUCUGUGAAAGAGGUGACAUUCCACAAGCACCUUCUGUUCAUACACACAGAGAUUAUUCACAAAGUGACAAUUUUGUCUCAGCUUUGCAAUUACAAUGGAAGUUUUAGAAAAAUAGUCAUGCCUUUUUCUCUUUUUUUUUUUUUUUCAUGAGAAACUAUUUCAAUGGGCCUUGUUAGUGGAGCAUUUGAGAAAAUGUAAGAAUGGCAAAUUCUAGAAAAUGUCUCAAUUAUUUUCUUAAGUAAAAUCAUAAAUGUAUUUACUGUAUUGAUGUCUACACCCUGGCUGUUUUAAUAAAUG
Messenger RNA from Xyrauchen texanus (razorback sucker), 1791 nucleotides. RefSeq names its product leupaxin (gene lpxn). The record is from RefSeq and is a predicted model, not a curated record. The coding region runs from base 257 to 1501 and encodes 414 amino acids. The transcript has 9 exons. Gene Ontology annotation, cellular component: cell-cell junction; focal adhesion; cytoplasm. Gene Ontology annotation, biological process: cell-cell adhesion; positive regulation of substrate adhesion-dependent cell spreading; cell-cell junction organization. Lineage: Eukaryota; Metazoa; Chordata; Actinopteri; Cypriniformes; Catostomidae.